This is a messenger RNA of Nomia melanderi (Alkali bee), 2415 nucleotides long. Lineage: Eukaryota; Metazoa; Arthropoda; Insecta; Hymenoptera; Halictidae. The record is from RefSeq and is a predicted model, not a curated record.
AUGUGCACGAGGGUAACGACAGCGCAGUGGAACUUCGCUACCAAUGUUACUGAAGUUAAUCGUCGGAGAAUGUUGGAGGAACAGUCAUUGAAAUUAAAAUUCGACAGAAUAUCCUGGCGAAAGGCUAUCAGCUUCGCUUGGAGCCGAAUACCAGAUCCUCUAGCAAGAAGAGAGCUCAAGAUCAUCGCUGUGAAAGGUCGGAAUUCUCUGACUGAUGAUAAAUUUAACGAGAUACACAGUUUAAUCAACGAAAUGAAGGAAGUAUACGCAAGGACGAGAUUGUGCCCCUACAGACCCGUAGGUGCAAAUUGUGACUUAAGUUUGGACCACGACGUCAAUGCAAUAAUGGCUCGAUCAAAGGACUACGACGAGCUCUUAUACUAUUGGCAUGCUUGGCACGAAGCGACUGGGCCCCAAUUAAAGAACAAAUAUAUGAGAUACGUUCAACUUGCUAAUCAAGCAGCUAGAUUAAAUGGAUUCGAUAAUGCGGGAGACCAAAUGAAAGAGUUAUUCGACGAUGAACAUUUCCAACAGAACACGGCGGACAUAAUGUCGGCCGUGAUGCAUCUCUACAAGAAUCUCUUCACAUACGUCAGGACGAAAUUGUACGAAAGGUACGGUGACAAGAUACGAAGAGACGGCCCGCUUCCAGCUCACAUUUUGGGAAACAUGUGGGCUCAAAAUUGGGAGGACGUGUUCGAUGUGGUUCAGCCAUUUCCUGCCAGCCGGAAGCUCGAUGUCUCCCUAGACAUGAUGAUUCAGGGAUUCACACCUUUGAGGAUGUUCCAAAUAGCCGAGGAGUUCUUCACUUCUCUGGGGAUGAAACCUAUGCCGCCAGAGUUCUGGAGGUUCUCCAUGUUCGAGAAGCCAAUUGACAGAGAGGUGAAGUGUACUCCUAGCGCCUGGGACUUCUGCAACAGAAUAGACUACAGGAUAAAACAAUGCACGAGAGUGACGAUGGAUGAUCUGUUAUCGACUCAUCGUGAAAUUGCUCGUUUGCAAUAUUAUUUGCAAUACAGGGAUCAGCCAUUGUUAUUCCGCAACGAAGCUAUUCCAGGAUUCAUCGAGGCAGUCAGUGACGCCAUUGGCCUCUCCGUCUUCACGCCUCAACAUUUAAGUAGAAUUGGGCUACAUAACAAUUCCACAGACGAUUAUGGUAGUAACAUCAACUUCCUGAUGCUAAUGGCUCUUCGUAAAGUUGCCUACAUGCCGUUUGCUUACAUAGUUGACGAGUGGAGGUGGCGUGUGUUUAGUGAGGGUGUCGCUGAUAUGACAAACAAUUGGUGGGAAUUGAGGCUACAGUAUCAAGGAAUCGUACCACCAGUGCCCAGAUCGGAAAGAGACUUCGAUCCAGGAUCGAAAUAUCAUAUCCCUGCAGACGCUCUUUAUGCCAAAUAUUUCGUUGGUAUAGUGUUGCAAUUCCAAUUGUACGAGGCUUUGUGUGAAAUAGCAGGUCACACUGGCGACCUGUACACUUGUGACUUUUACAGAUCACGAGAGGCAGGCAGAUUGUUGUCCGAUGUAUUAUCAAUGGGUUCCUCUAGAUCAUGGAAAGACGUUGUACGACAAAUGACGAGAGGUAGAACGAAUAGAAUGGAUGCUGGUGCUAUGUUGAGAUACUUUGAACCGUUGAAUCAAUGGUUGAAACGACAGAACGAAAUGGAACCAGUCGUGGGUUGGAUCACGAAUCGCGAGGACACAGACAAACACCUGCAUUACAGAAACUCGUCACGUAAUUCCGUACUAUUUUUUAAUCAUAUUACCGUAAAUAAACUGCCAUAUAAGUAUAAUGUUACUAAAUGUAGUAUUCCAGUUGCAAAUUAUUGUUCAAAGCAAACUGGUAAACAAGUACCUGAAAAUUCCUGUAAACCACAAAAUGUAUCAUUGCUUACAAGGAUGAAAGAGAUGGCCAAAGAUUAUUGGCAUAUUUUAAUACCAGUACAUUUAGUUACCACUGCUGGUUGGGUUAUUAUAUUUUAUAUAAUGGUUAAGAAUGGUGUGAACAUAGAAACAUUACUGGAAUUUUUACAUGUGCAUCAAAAGUAUAUAGACAUGGCAAAGAAUUCUGAUGCAGGAAACUGGGCCUUAACGUAUGGUCUAUUUAAAAUAUUUACACCCUUUAGAUAUGCACUGACUUUAGGUAUCACCACAAUGACAAUCAAACAUCUCAGGAACUCAGGAUUAGUGAAACCUUUCCCGUUUAGUGAAUUGCUACGAAUUUUUGCUAAGCCUACAACUGAUGCUUUGAACAGAAAAAUCGAAUAAAACAAAGCCACCGUAUAAACCGCCGAUAAAAACCAACCGGCACUCCGAAUCCCCGAAAACGUAACGAUAUGGAACGAAGUUAAAUUGUUCAGAAUUGAAGCUUAGGUAAUGGACUAGGUCUAUCCUAAAACCUAAGUACGCAUAUGAAUG